Molecule: messenger RNA, 3282 nt
Organism: Pan troglodytes (chimpanzee)
Lineage: Eukaryota; Metazoa; Chordata; Mammalia; Primates; Hominidae
Gene: EXO1
Product: exonuclease 1
Exons: 15
Coding region: 773-3136 (787 amino acids)
Biological process (GO): mismatch repair; DNA recombination
Cellular component (GO): nucleus
Molecular function (GO): 5'-flap endonuclease activity; metal ion binding; DNA binding
Source: RefSeq, a predicted model, not a curated record
AUUCUUACUACGCUAAAGAAGAAAUAAUUAUUCGAGGAUAUUUGCCUGGCCCAGAAGAAACUUAUGUAAAUUUCAUGAACUAUUAUAUCCGUUUUCCUCGGAGUGAGAGAAAACUCUUUUUAGAUAUCAUCUGAGAGGUAGUUAAUUUGGCACCAUGGGGAUACAGGGAUUGCUACAAUUUAUCAAAGAAGCUUCAGAACCCAUCCAUGUGAGGAAGUAUAAAGGGCAGGUAGUAGCUGUGGAUACAUAUUGCUGGCUUCACAAAGGAGCUAUUGCUUGUGCUGAAAAACUAGCCAAAGGUGAACCUACUGAUAGGUAAGUCUGGACCUUAUGUUAAUUCUUUGACAAUUAAGAAUGAGACCUACAGUGCCUUUUUUUCUCCCCCAGAAACGGAUUGUUUUCACUCAAUGCCAGAACUUAUCAGGAAGUAAAAGUUGUAUGUUUUAGAAUAUUCCCAAAUCAGGGAUGACUUCCUUCUGUGAUAAUAGGCCUAGUUUUCUUUCUUUAUAAUAAGCCAGAGUAUCAAGACACUGAUGGACAAAGACUAUUAAUAUCUCCUUUAUUCUUUUUUUUUUUUUUUUUUUAGACGGAAUCUCUAGCCCAGGCUGGAGUGCAGUGGCACAAUCUCGGCUCACUGCAACCUCCGCCUCCCAGGUUCAAGCAAUUCUCCUGUCUCAGCCUCCCAAGUAGCUGGGAUUACAGAUAAGGAAACCAAGGCUUGGAGGCUCAAGUAGUUCACCAGACAUCACAUGGCUCGUAUGUAGGAUUUUGUAUGAAAUUUGUAAAUAUGUUACUAUCUCAUGGGAUCAAGCCUAUUCUCGUAUUUGAUGGAUGUACUUUACCUUCUAAAAAGGAAGUAGAGAGAUCUAGAAGAGAAAGACGACAAGCCAAUCUUCUUAAGGGAAAGCAACUUCUUCGUGAGGGGAAAGUCUCAGAAGCUCGAGAGUGUUUCACCCGGUCUAUCAAUAUCACACAUGCCAUGGCCCACAAAGUAAUUAAAGCUGCCCGGUCUCAGGGGGUAGAUUGCCUCGUGGCUCCCUAUGAAGCUGAUGCGCAGUUGGCCUAUCUUAACAAAGCGGGAAUUGUGCAAGCCAUAAUUACAGAGGACUCGGAUCUCCUAGCUUUUGGCUGUAAAAAGGUGAUUUUAAAGAUGGACCAGUUUGGAAAUGGACUUGAAAUUGAUCAAGCUCGGCUAGGAAUGUGCAGACAGCUUGGGGAUGUAUUCACGGAAGAGAAGUUUCGUUACAUGUGUAUUCUUUCAGGUUGUGACUACCUGUCAUCACUGCGUGGGAUUGGAUUAGCAAAGGCAUGCAAAGUCCUAAGACUAGCCAAUAAUCCAGAUAUAGUAAAGGUUAUCAAGAAAAUUGGACAUUAUCUCAAGAUGAAUAUCACGGUACCAGAGGAUUACAUCAAAGGGUUUAUUCGGGCCAACAAUACCUUCCUCUAUCAGCUAGUUUUUGAUCCCAUCAAAAGGAAACUUAUUCCUCUGAACGCCUAUGAAGAUGAUGUUGAUCCUGAAACACUAAGCUACGCUGGGCAAUAUGUUGAUGAUUCCAUAGCUCUUCAAAUAGCACUUGGAAAUAAAGAUAUAAAUACUUUUGAACAGAUCGAUGACUACAAUCCAGACACUGCUAUGCCUGCCCAUUCAAGAAGUCGUAGUUGGGAUGACAAAACAUGUCAAAAGUCAGCUAAUGUUAGCAGCAUUUGGCAUAGGAAUUACUCUCCCAGACCAGAGUCGGGUAUUGUUUCAGAUGCCCCACAAUUGAAGGAAAAUCCAAGUACUGUGGGAGUGGAACGAGUGAUUAGUACUAAAGGAUUAAAUCUUCCAAGGAAAUCAUCCAUUGUGAAAAGACCAAGAAGUGAAGAGCUGUCAGAAGAUGACCUGUUGAGUCAGUAUUCUCUUUCAUUUAUGAAGAAGACCAAGAAAAAUAGCUCUGAAGGCAAUAAAUCAUUGAGCUCUUCUGAAGUGUUUGUGCCUGACCUGGUAAAUGGACCUACUAACAAAAAGAGUGUAAGCACUCCACCUAGGACGAGAAAUAAAUUUGCAACAUUUUUACAAAGGAAAAAUGAAGAAAGUGGUGCAGUUGUGGUUCCAGGGACCAGAAGCAGGUUUUUUUGCAGUUCAGAUUCUACUGACUGUGUAUCAAACAAAGUGAGCAUCCAGCCUCUGGAUGAAACUGCUGUCACAGAUAAAGAGAACAAUCUGCAUGAAUCAGAGUAUGGAGACCAAGAAGGCAAGAGACUGGUUGACACAGAUGUAGCACGUGAUUCAAGUGAUGACAUUCCGAAUAAUCAUAUUCCAGGUGAUCAUAUUCCAGACAAGGCAACAGUGUUUACAGAUGAAGAGUCCUACUCUUUUAAGAGCAGCAAAUUUACAAGGACCAUUUCACCACCCACUUUGGGAACACUAAGAAGUUGUUUUAGUUGGUCUGGAGGUCUUGGAGAUUUUUCAAGAACGCCGAGCCCCUCUCCAAGCACAGCAUUGCAGCAAUUCCGAAGAAAGAGCGAUUCCCCCACCUCUUUGCCUGAGAAUAAUAUGUCUGAUGUGUCGCAGUUAAAGAGCGAGGAGUCCAGUGACGAUGAGUCUCAUCCCUUACGAGAAGGGGCGUGUUCUUCACAGUCCCAGGAAAGUGGAGAAUUCUCACUGCAGAGUUCAAAUGCAUCAAAGCUUUCUCAGUGCUCUAGUAAGGACUCUGAUUCAGAGGAAUCUGAUUGCAAUAUUAAGUUACUUGACAGUCAAAGUGACCAGACCUCCAAGCUACGUUUAUCUCAUUUCUCAAAAAAAGACACACCUCUAAGGAACAAGGUUCCUGGGCUAUAUAAGUCCAGUUCUGCAGACUCUCUUUCUACCACCAAGAUCAAGCCUCUAGGACCUGCCAGAGCCAGUGGGCUGAGCAAGAAGCCGGCAAGCAUCCAGAAGAGAAAGCAUCAUAAUGCCGAGAACAAGCCGGGGUUACAGAUCAAACUCAAUGAGCUCUGGAAAAACUUUGGAUUUAAAAAAGAUUCUGAAAAGCUUCCUCCUUGUAAGAAACCCCUGUCCCCAGUCAGAGAUAACAUCCAACUAACUCCAGAAGCGGAAGAGGAUAUAUUUAACAAACCUGAAUGUGGCCGUGUUCAAAGAGCAAUAUUCCAGUAAAUGCAGACUGCUGCAAAGCUUUUGCCUGCAAGAGAAUCUGAUCAAUUUGAAGUCCCUGUUUGGGAAUGAGGCACUUAUCAGCAUGAAGAAUUUUUUCUCAUUCUGUGCCAUUUUAAAAAUAGAAUACAUUUUGUAUAUUAACUUUA